This is a messenger RNA of Mus caroli (Ryukyu mouse), 954 nucleotides long. It is a transcript of the gene Chct1, whose product is annotated as CHD1 helical C-terminal domain containing 1. NCBI's taxonomy places the organism in Eukaryota, Metazoa, Chordata, Mammalia, Rodentia, Muridae. The record is from RefSeq and is a predicted model, not a curated record.
ACUACCUGGGGCACUCAGGUCACAGAAGCAGUAAGUUAGAAGUCUGUGGGGUACCUGAGACUGUGCUAUCCUGGAGUCUGCCCGCCCAGCUGUUGAGAUGGAAGCCUCAGAUUGGCAAGGGGGUGAAGGAGACAAGCCACUAGAGAAGGUGGGGAGCGUUCCCUGUUUAGAGAGGAGUUCCAGCACCGUACCUGCCGGAGACGCUCUGGUCCGUCAUGCCAAGGGCCUGAGCCAGGAUACCUUCAAAAUUUGUAAAGAAUACCUGAGGCCUCUGAAGAAGUUCCUUCGAAAGUUGAACCUGCCCAAGGACCUUCCCCAGAAGAAAAGGAUAAAGCACGCGAAGCAGAGCCUUGAGGCCCUAGGGGACCAUAUUAACACCUUUCUGCAGCAUUACUGCCGAGCCUGGGAGAUCAAGCACUGGAAAAAAAUGCUGUGGCGGUUUGUCUCCCUCUUCUCAGAGCUGGAAGCAAAGCAGCUUCGCCGGCUCUAUAAGUACACCAAGACGAACCAGACGGCCAAGUUCCUGGCCGCACUCUGCCCCUUGGAUGCACCGGAGAGAUCACUGCUUGCCAACCAGGAGGACUGUCUUCCCAGGCUCUGCAGUGCCUGGGGCUUGCAUGGAAAUAUCAGCGGCAUGAAGGAGAGGUUGUCCAAGAUGCAAGCCCCUGGCCAAGAAGUUGUCAUGCUGGAGGAGCCAAGGUCCUCACACUACCCCAGAGGAGAUUCUUUAAGGAAACUUCCUCAAAAACCAAAGCUGAAGAAAAAGAGGAUUAAGGAAAGACCAGAAUCUCCCAAGAGCUGCUCCUAAGAAGAGCCACAGCGGUGGAGGCCAGCUCUCCCUGGCUCCCUUGGGCACUUGCAUGUAUACUCUGGAGGAUGAAGGGGUCGAAGAGGGUAAAGAAGGUUUACUUCAUCAAAAGGAUACUCAAUUUCUAAUUAUAAAUAAAUGGGAAA